UUGUCAUUCUGUAGUUCUAUGCUAAUGACAGUUCCAUCAUAAAUGUUGUCAUUCUGUAGUUCUAUGCUAAUGACAGUUCCAUCAUAAAUGUUGUCAUUCUGUAGUUCUAUGCUAAUGACAGUUCCAUCAUAAAUGUUGUCAUUCUGUAGUUCUAUGCUAAUGACAGUUCCAUCAUAAAUGUUGUCAUUCUGUAGUUCUAUGCUAAUGACAGUUCCACUAUAAUUUUAUUUCUCUCUCCAGAGCCUGAAGGAUCUUCCAUAGUGGUGUGUGCUGUCUGGUGUUAAAGUCAAGUGGGGAGUUCAAAGAUGGGUAACAAAUCAACAACUACAAGAGGUCUAAAUGACCACAACAAUAUGGCCAGUGGAGAGGAUAGUCUAGAUGACCACAACAGUAUGGCCAGUGGAGAGGAUAGUCUAGAUGACCACAACAGUAUGGCCAGUGGAAAAGACUUAUCAAAAUGUUUUACAGGUACACAUGAAGUACAAGAAUGUCUUGAAGGUCAAGGUGAGGUAGAUCUACACACACACCUGGCAAACUGUGAGAAAAAUCCUGGCCAUAAAAACUUUGUACCUGUAAAUCAGUUAAGUGUUGAACAUUUUCCUUCUGGUUACCAUGACAACGAUGUGUAUGACCUAACAAAAGCCCUGGCUGACCUAACUAUCAGGAUAGCCGUUAAGUUGACCAGUCCAGACAGACCAGAGUUUGUACCAGGCACUAAAGAUCCAUAUCCUUGCUACAACACCAGGGGACAGAACUCACUGAGGACAGGGACUGGGAGGUUGGGGCAUGUGCACAAGUGCACAGAGGGAGAGGAUGGCAGAACUUGUCCAUGUCCUGAAUGUGACCACUCGGACACACCCAGCAAAGUGUGGUGGAGGGCUAUUGUGUUGACAGCCAGACAUGUGGUUUUUGAUGAGAGUGAGGCGAGACAGUCCAGCUGUAGGUUGUGGUUUGAUGAUGAUAAAAGUCCAGUGGUCAACAUUUAUGGGUGGAAGGUGGAUGUGUCAGACACUGAGAGAGACAGGUGUUGGUUGUGUUGUGUGACACAUGACGUAGAUGUAGGUGGUAAACUGGAGGAGAUGGAUAGGCGGUUUGAUGGUCUAUGUGAGAAAGUACAGGACAAAUACGAGAGUCGUAGAGAGGUGGACAAGCUGACCAUUAUAGUGUCACAUCCUCAUGGCUGUUCUAAGCAGGUCUCUGUAGGUCACUGGGUGGACAGGCAGGUGGUGAGGGGUAAGUGGACCAGGUACAGGUACACAACGUCCACCUGUCCAGGUAGCAGUGGGGCUCUGGUCUACAGAGUGGGGGGUGGCAGGUGGUCUGAACAUCCCCACAGUGGAGUUAACUCUGGUGGAUUAAAUUAUAGUGGGCUGUGGCUGGACAGAUACUUGUAG
Physella acuta is the source of this 1394-nucleotide messenger RNA. RefSeq lists its product as uncharacterized. NCBI's taxonomy places the organism in Eukaryota, Metazoa, Mollusca, Gastropoda, Physidae. The record is from RefSeq and is a predicted model, not a curated record.